UCAGAACAGUUAUUUCGUAGUUUUAGAGACGACGUUACUAAAAUGGACCUUUGGUUCACUCAAAUAUUGUUAUUUGUAGUUUAUUUUUUUACUUCUCACAAUCAAAUUAAUGGUUAUACUGAUAACAUCUCUAAACCACUUACAAUUGUCGGCUUUUUCGACCGAGAAAACAGUAUCGAACAGCAAGCUUUUGAGCUAGCGGUACAUAAAGUAAAUAUUGACCCAGAGCUUUCUAAUGUAUUCUUAAAAGCCCAAAGUGAAAUAGUGGAUUUUACAGACUCAUAUAAAACGAGUAUAAAAGUUUGUGAAACUUUGGAGUCUGGAGCUAGAGCGGUAUUUGGACCUUCAUAUUCUGAAUCGUCAAAUAUCAUACAGUCAAUGUGUGAACAUAUGAAUAUACCAAAAAUAGAGACAAAUUGGGAAAAUGCAGCUGUCGGGCAGUUUGAUUAUUAUUUUAGCACAUAUCCAGAACCAUCUAGUUUAGCUGAGGGCUAUACCACAAUAAUAAAAGAUAUGGAUUGGUUAUCAUUUACAUUACUUUAUCAACGACCUCAAGAUUUGGUUAAGCUACAACACUUAAUCCAAUUUUAUUCCACUAAAAACAAACCAAACAACUUUAACGUAGCUGCUAUUAGUAUAAUUCAAUUACCUGAAGACAAAAAUUAUAAGCCAAUUUUAAAGGAUAUUAAGAAAUCAUUAGAAGGUCACAUUAUAAUAGAUUGCGAUUCAGAUUUAAUACUGCCUAUCCUAAAUCAAGCAAAAGAAGUAAAUUUACUUGACGAUUAUCAUAGUUUUAUGCUAACUUCUUUAGAUGCACACACAGUUGAUUUAAGCAGUUUAGGUAGAAUAUCCCGUACCAAUAUUACAACUAUACGAUUAAUUGAUCCAAAAAAUGUUGAAGUUGAAGACAUCAUAAAGGAUUUGAACUUUGUUCAAGAACGGCUUCAAGUAAACAUUCCACCUUUCCAAUCAGACACAAUAACUGCCAACGCAAUACUUAUGUAUGACUCAGUUAAUACAUUUGCCAAGACUUUACAUAGUUUAGGCGGUACAAACAGAAUUUUAACCCACUCGGUUCAAUGCAAAAAAGCUCCAUUUCAAAGCUGGCCCGAUGGGUUUGAACUUAUAAAUUUUAUAAAAGUGAUCGAAACAAAAGGGUUGUCCGGUUCACUUCGAUUUAACAUAACUACAGGUCAUAGGUCAUAUUUUACAUUGGAAAUUGUUGAACUUUCUGACAAUGGCUUUAAGAAGAUUGGUUUAUGGGAUCCAAUGCAUGGGAUAACUUAUACAAGAACUAGCAGUGAAAUGCUUGAUGAUUUAGUGGCAGCUAAUAAAAACAAAACAUUUAUCGUCGCGACUAAAAUUACUGAGCCAUAUUUUAUGUUAAAAGAAGGGCACGCUAAACUGAUAGGAAAUGAUAAGUAUGAAGGAUAUGUCGUUGAUUUAAUACAACAAAUUGCUGAAGAAAUAAAUAUUACUUAUGAAUUUCAAGUUAAAAAUCAUGGUAAUGGAAAACGAGACCCAAAGACUGGUAAAUUCGAUGGUAUCAUCGGGGAAGUACAAGAAUUAAGAGCAGAUAUGGGUGUUUGUGAUUUAACAAUUACUCACGAUAGAAGGUCUGCUGUAGAUUUUACCAUGCCUUUUAUGAACUUAGGUAUCAGUAUAUUAUUUAGUAAACCUGAAGAACCAGAGAAUAACUUAUUUUCGUUCACUCAACCUUUAUCUUUUCAAGUAUGGAUAUUUACUGCUACGGCUUAUUUAAGUCUUUCUUUGGUGUUAUUUUUUUUUGCGAGAAUAACACCUAAUGAAUGGCAAAAUCCUCAUCCAUGCGAUCCAAAUCUAGAAGAAUUAGAAAACUCGUUAUCCUUAUUAAAUUGUCUAUGGUUUUCGUUAGGCUCCAUACUUUGCCAAGGGAGUGAUAUAUUACCGAGGGCAUUUCCUACCAGAUUAGCUGCAGCUAUGUGGUGGUUUUUUGCACUCAUUAUGACUCAGUCUUACAUUGCAAAUUUAACUGCUUUUUUGACGUCUAAUAGAAUGGAAACGACCAUCAAGAAUGUAGAGGACCUAGAUAAAAAAGCUGGUACUGAUGGUAUUAAAUAUGGUUGUUUAAAAGGUCAAUCAACGGCUGGCUUUUUUCAGAAUUCAAACGUAAACCUUUAUCAAAAAUUAUGGAGUGGUAUGGAAAUGUAUGGUGAUUCAGUGAUGGUCUCAGAUAACAAACAAGGUGUAGACAGAGUAAAAAAAGAAAGAAAUCAUUAUGCAUUUUUUAUGGAAUCUAGUUCUAUUGAAUAUGAAGUACAAAGAAACUGUGAUUUAGCCGAAGUUGGAUAUUGGUUGGAUAAUAAAGGAUAUGGAAUUGCUAUGCCAUUCAAUGCUCCACAUAGAACAGCUGUAAACAUGGCAGUAUUAAAGCUGUCCGAGACAGGUUCUUUAUUGGCGCUAAAAGAAAAAUGGUGGUCUGUAUCUAAAGAUAAAAAGUGCAAACCUCCAAAAACAGACAACUCAGAACUUGAUGUUACUGAACUCGGUGGAAUGUUUGUAAUUUUAAUACUUGGAUGUAUGAUAGCUUUUAUAUUUUCAAUAUUUGAGUUUUUAUGGAAUAUAAGGAAAGUAGCAGUUGAAGAAAAGCUUACUUAUUUUGAAGCCUUCAUGAUAGAGCUAAAAUUUGUGUUAAAAUGCCAUGGAACUACAAAACCUGUGAGACAUGUCAAUAGGAGCUCUUCUGAUAUCUCUGUCAAAUAAAAUACUUCACUAUAAAUGUACAACUAUAAUAAGAAUAACUUAGAUGAAUGAAUUAGAUUAUGUAUUGUUGAUUUAUGAUAAAAAUUUACAUGAAUAAUUUCCUAACGUGAAAAAUUUAGUUCGAAUUGCUAUUAUUUAAAAAUAAUACUAAAAUAAUUAUUUAAUUUAUUGUUGACUGAAAGAAUUUUUUAAAAAAUUUAAAAAAAGUGUACGUAUAACAAUUGUAUUUUACAUUUUGUAACUUGU
Messenger RNA from Daktulosphaira vitifoliae (grape phylloxera), 2988 nucleotides. RefSeq names its product glutamate receptor ionotropic, kainate 2-like. Gene Ontology annotation, cellular component: postsynaptic membrane; plasma membrane. Gene Ontology annotation, molecular function: glutamate-gated receptor activity; transmitter-gated monoatomic ion channel activity involved in regulation of postsynaptic membrane potential. Lineage: Eukaryota; Metazoa; Arthropoda; Insecta; Hemiptera; Phylloxeridae. The record is from RefSeq and is a predicted model, not a curated record. Gene Ontology annotation, biological process: monoatomic ion transport; synaptic transmission, glutamatergic; modulation of chemical synaptic transmission. The transcript is spliced from 16 exons. Bases 43 to 2742 code for a protein of 899 amino acids.